GGGAGACAGAACAAAAAGAAAAAGAGAGAGGAAGAGAGAAGAAGAAAAGGAGAAAGAAGAGGAAGGAGUUUCUUUUGUGCACGCCGCAGGAAUCUCAUCAAGCCAAUUCGACUUCAUAUUGUAACACCUUGGCCACGACUUCGACGAUACGAAUACCAAUUUAUUGUUUGAUUGUAGGCGACAGGAUUCUUGAUUAGUGGGCAAUAGAGCAAGAGUGAUGUCAAUGGGAACUUUUGGGAGUUGGAUUUAGUGGUUUGAGGCUAUGUUCUUCAGGUGAAAGGACAACCGUGUCAUCCCUCAUUUGAUGGUUUUGGGGUGUGAUAGAAGAACUUUUGUUUCCUCAGCGCUCUGUAUACUUUGUUCCGACCCUUCCAAGCACUCUUGUUUGAUCCUCUGCCGCUCACAUACCAAGCCAUGCCCAUUGCAGAGCUUUUUCUUGGUGCCUUUCUUCAAAUAUUAUUUGAUAGGUUGGCCUCUCAUGAGCUUCUCAACUUUGCACGACAUAAGGGUAUCAAUACAUUGUUGAAAAAAUGGGAGAAGAUGCUGAUCAAUAUCAACCAGGUACUGGAUGAUGCAGAGGACAGGCAACUAAACGGUGAUCUCGGGGUGAAGUCAUGGCUCGAAGAUCUCAGGAACUUGGCCUUUGACAUAGAAGACUUACUUGAUGAGUUCACCACAAAAUCCACAGAAAACAAAUCCAAGGUAAGAACCUAGAUUGGCUUCAAGACAAGCUCAAGGAAGACCUUUGGGGAAGAAGUUUCUUAUUGUUUUAGAUGAUGUUUGGAAUGAGAAUUAUGACAACUGGACAGCCCUCUUGAAGCCUUUUCAAUCUGGAGCGAAGGGAAGCAAGAUCAUCAUCACAACUCGAAACCUCGAAGUUGCUUCAAUAGCUGGUGCUCCACCAAUAACUCUUGAAGUGUUGUCAUUGGAUUCUUGCAUGACUUUGUUUGCAUUUCAUUCUCUUAGAGCCAUAAAUUUCGAUCAUCAUCCUGAUCUUGAAGUAUUAGGUCGGAAAAUAGCAGAAAAAUGCAAAGGGUUGCCAUUAGCUGUGAAGACAUUGGCAGGGCUGUUGCGCACUAAAGUCAGUCCAUAUGAAUGGGAAGCUAUAUGGAAUAGUAAGAUUUGGGAUCUACCAGAAGAAAGAAAUAACAUCCUUCCAGCUUUGAAACUUAGCUACCUCCAUCUCCCUUCCCAUCUGAGGAGAUGUUUUGCUUAUUGUGCUAUAUUUCCGAAGGACUACCAAAUCGAACGGGAUGAGUUGAUUCACUGGUGGUUUGCAGAGGGCUUGUUGGAGGGAGAAAAACAAAAGAGCCGUUGGAAUACAGGUUUGAGCUAUUUUAACGAGCUAGUAUCUAGAUCGUUAUUUCAAAAGUCGAAUAGCAAUGACUCUCAAUUCUUGAUGCAUGACCUUGUGAAUGACCUAGCAAAGCUAGUUGCAGGCGCAACCUAUUUUAUCUCAGGGGAAUUUGAGUUUGAGUGUGAUCAAAAUGAUGCAUCUUUAACUCGUUACGCUUCAUUCAUUUCCAGCCAUCGCAUUGUGCCAGAAAGAUUCAAGAUAUAUAAAGGAAUGAAGAGACUUCGGUGCUUCGUAUCGUUAGUGAAGCAAUCUAAGUAUUUUGAUAAGUCUUUCUUGUCCCAUAAAGUGUUAUGUGACUUGUUGUCAAGAUUGAAGUCCUUGAGGGUGCUUUCAUUAAGUCACUAUCACAUUAGUGAGGUACCAGAUUGCAUUGGCAAACUGAGGCACCUACGACAUCUUAAUUUAUCAUAUACUGAUAUUGAAACGCUUCCAAAGUCAAUUGUCGCAUUGUACAACCUUGAGGCUUUGUUGUUGCGAAGCUGUCGCCGCCUUAUCAAAUUACCUAAAGGUAUGGAGAAACUGAUUACUCUGAGAUUUCUCGACAUUAGCGACACUGGGAGACUAAUAGCAACGCCGAUGUAUAUAGGUAAUUUGGUGGGUCUUGAGUUGUUGUCCAAAUUUGUAGUGGGAAUGGAAAAUGGGUUGAAGUUGAAGGAGUUAAAAGACCUAACAAACCUUGGAGGAGAAUUGUGCAUCACCAAUUUGCAUAUGGUUCAAGAAGUCAGAGAUGCUAAGGAUGCCAAUUUAUGCACAAAGGAGGGAAUAUGCACAUUAUCCAUGCAAUGGGGUAUAGAUAUUAAAAAUUUUCGAAAUGAAGAGCUUGAAGGAGAGGUCCUUGAAUUUCUUUGCCCUCACAAAAACCUUGAAAAUCUCACAAUAUACUAUUACGGUGGCCUAGAAUUCCCGUCAUGGUUAGGAAGUCCUUUGCAUGUUAAUAUAGUGCAUUUAUGUUUACAUGGGUGUCACAAGGCCAAAGCACUACCAUCACUCGGGCAGCUAUCUUUACUAAAAGAAUUGCACAUUGAUGGUCUAAAUGCAAUACGCAGGGUAGGUUCUGAAUUUUAUGGAGUUGAAAGUCCUUUUCCAUCCUUAUUAACUUUGGAAUUCAAGGAUAUGCCACUGUGGGAAGACUGGUCUCACUACGUUGGCAUUGAAGAAGUAGGAGUUCUAUUCCCUUGUCUUGAGCAUCUCGUCAUUCGGGAUUGUCCUAUGUUGGUUGGAAGAUUGCCUAGUCAACUAAACUCUCUCAUAAAGCUCGAAAUCAAGUCAUGUCCACUUAUGGAUUCCAUGCUUUCUAUCAUAAGCCUUCCAUAUCUCAAUAAAUUAAAGUUUGGAGGUUGUAACGAUGGGGUGCUAAAGAGUUUGUUAAACCUGACAUCUCUUACCACUCUUAUUAUAGAAGACGUCGCUGACCUAACUUGCUUAAAUCAUGAGUUUACAAGCUCCUUGAUCAAAUUAGAGAAGUUGGAGAUGGGAAGUUGUCGAAAGUUAAUGUACUUGUGGCAAGAUAAAGAUGCAAUUAGGAAUCUCGUUUGUUUGAAGAGCUUAUGUGUUGAAAAUUGUCCAGAGCUCAUAUCUUUCGUGGCUGAAGAAGAUAUAGAGCUGCCUAGCAACCUCGAGACUAUUGAAUUGAGAUAUUGCUUCAAUCUACAGAAGCUCCCAAGCAAGACACACGCCCUCUCUUCUCUUAGAGGCUUGACCAUUGAGAAUUGUCCAAAACUCGUGUCCUUCCCUGAAACAGGCAUGCCGACAUCAUUGAUAUCGUUCAAUAUUACAGAUUGCGAGAUGUUGCAAUCUUUACCCAGAGGAUUAAGAAUUCAUAUGAAUGAACCAAACAAUAGUAGCAAUACCCAGGCUGACAUGAUGUCUUGUUUGCAAGAAUUAAGGAUCUUCGGAUGCCAUUCUCUACCAGCCUCUCAAUUCAACGAGGGAAGAUUUUUUCCUGCAACCCUCGAGAGUCUUAAAAUUUCAUUCUGCAGAGGAGUGGAGUCGCUUGAAGAGAUAAUUCUAGACCGUUUUCAGUCGCUUCAGGUGAUUGAAAUUAGGCAUUGUGAGAAUUUGAGAAGCUUACCACAGUGCCUACACACUCUGUCCCAUCUCACUUCCUUGAUAUUGGUCAAAUGUCCUACUCUGGAGCUGGAGUGCUUUCCUUCUGUUCCUCCUUGCAUCUCUUGCUUUUCUAUUAGGGCAUGUCCGAAGAUAAAAUCGUUGCCUGAUCAGUUGAAUCGACUUAAAUAUCUCCGUGAUCUUGAAAUUUUAGAUUGUGAGAGCAUUACGUGUUUCCCUCAUGGAGGAUUGCCGCCCCAGCUACAGGAACUUACAGUAUGGGGAUGUGAGAAUAUGAAGCAAUCGGUGAGGGAUUGGCUUACCCCCCUCACCUCCCUUCACAAUCUAUGGAUCGACGGCAAUGCUGGAGGAGUGGGAGAAGAGGAGGAUCUUCUGCUUCCACUUCCUCCCUCUCUGCUACAUCUCAGAAUCGAUGAUUUAGUGAAUGUGGAAAGACUAUCCGGCAGUCUCCCUCCCACUCUCCGGACCUUAGGGAUCUCACGAUGCCCAAAGCUUAGGGAGUUGCCCCAGGAUGGCCUCCCUCCCUCCCUCGAGCAACUCGUGAUCUUUAAUUGUAGGAUUCUCAGGGAGCAGUGCUCGAAACGGACCGGCUGCUAUUGGCACCUCAUCCGCGAAAUCCCAAAAGUUGAAUUAAGGGAUUGGUGAGCUGAAGCUUUAGGCCGUAACUAGGGCGUCAAAAGUACCCCCUUUCAUGAAGAUUUCUAUGUCUUGAAAUAUUUCAUUAAAAUCAGAUUAUAUUGUACUUACAUCAGGCGAAGUUUGUCGGUAUGACCUGGCGACUUAUGGAAAGGUCGAUAUACCCUUCCUUCACCAUGCCUCACCGGUAUUAAGUCUAGGAAGGAGAAGAUGCUGAAGGGGACCCUGGAUGUGAGAUUGCUCCUCAUUGUGCAGAAGAAGGGAGAUGCCACUGCAAUCUUCGUUCUUAAGGUCUUUGACUUUUUGUGGAAUCUCUCCCAUGAUUAGUUGGUCCUCGAAUUACUCAUGGCGAUAGAGGCCAAAGGAUCUGCUGCAAUUCGUAACUCUCACCGGAAGUGGCUUGCUGCUAGGACUGAAGAGUUGGUCUUCAUCCAGGCUGCAGUUUGUGGUGUGGUUUUUUCUAAUUCCUUAGCUGCAAACAAGGUUGUACGCAUACAAUCUUAAAGUGGUUGCUCUGACUUUUUUGUUGCCGGGGAAAUUGUCAGAAUGCUUUGAUUCUUAAUAUCUUGACUUCUGUGGAAACUUUUCCAUUA
Molecule: messenger RNA, 4653 nt
Organism: Eucalyptus grandis
Lineage: Eukaryota; Viridiplantae; Streptophyta; Magnoliopsida; Myrtales; Myrtaceae
Product: putative disease resistance RPP13-like protein 1
Exons: 7
Coding region: 938-4069 (1043 amino acids)
Molecular function (GO): protein binding; ADP binding
Source: RefSeq, a predicted model, not a curated record